Molecule: messenger RNA, 1815 nt
Organism: Adineta ricciae
Lineage: Eukaryota; Metazoa; Rotifera; Eurotatoria; Adinetida; Adinetidae
Source: the annotation of a GenBank genome assembly
AUGGAACAUGAGAUGUCUAUGCAAGAAGCAACAGAAAAAGACAAUAUUAGUAGAAUUCAUCAUAUUUGUCAACAAUAUUGGUGUACUUUGAAAAAAGAAAUACAGGAAUUAUUCACAUUUCAUCCUUAUGAAUGGCGCAGUGUCUUUCGAAGAAAUCCAAUCUAUCCAAUAUUCAGGAAAGGUGAUAUCGAUGGCCUAGUGGCAUUGUUUAUUGACAACAUGGCGACAUUGUUGACUAUUAUUCUGAGUCUUCAAUAUAUUUUAGAUCCGGAUAUUAUUUACGGGAAAAUUGCGCCUGGAGUGGCAAUUGCUAUGGUAUGGGGUAACUUCUAUUAUGUUUACAUGGCUCGAAAAUUAGCAUAUAGAGAGAAACGUGGUGAUAUAUGUGCAAUGCCAUAUGGCAUUAACACACCUGGAGCAUUUGCGUUCGUAUUUGGUAUUAUAUUUCCGGUUUAUUAUACAUGUAUCCGAGACAAUAAUCAUUCUAAUCAACGUGUGUGUCAAGAAUUAGCUUGGUAUACAGCAUUAGCUAGUAAUUUUAUAACUGGACUUAUUAUACUUCUCCUAUGUAUCGUUGGCGAUUUUAUUCGACGAAAUAUUCCUGUUCUAGCAUUACUUUCAUCACUAUCAGCUGUUGGUUUUACUUAUUUAGCCUUGGCUCAGUAUUUACCCAUUGCAGCUUCUCCUAUUGUAUCUUUUCUACCAUUUGGCAUUGUCAUGAUUGGAUAUUUCAGCGGAAUUAAAAUUGGUCCUUUUCCAAUAGCUAUUGUAGCACUGGUUGUCGGUACGGCUCUUGGAUGGUUAACGUCAUUGAAUAAAGGUCAAGAUGUCCGUGAUGCAAGUUUAGUAAUCAAACCUUAUGUGCCCGUGUUUCCAAUUCGAGCGAUCUUUGUUCAUAUUAGUCAAAUUGGUCCGUAUUUAUCGACUACAAUUCCUACGGCUAUAUCCAUUGCCAUUGGAACAAUACAAUGUGUUGAAUCAGCUAGACGAGCUGGUGAUCUCUAUCCAACCCGUGAAUCGAUGUUUGCUGAUGGAGUCGGCACUAUCAUUUCAAGUUUAUUUGGAUCAUUUCUCGGCAUGACCGUAUAUAUCGGUCAUCCAGCAUACAAGAAAAUGGGUGCUCGACAAGCUUAUUCAAUAAUCAAUUGUCUGAUUUAUCUGCCACUAUGCUUCUUCGGUAUAAUUGCGAUCUUUCUUCGAAUUAUUGCGGUAGUUGCUGUUAAUCCAGUCAUUAUUUUUAUCGGUCUCUUUAUUUGUGCUGAAACUCUGACUAUCACUCCACCACGUCAUUAUCCAGCAUUUCUUCUCGGUAUUAUGCCUGUCAUAGCUGACUGGGUUCGAGCGACUAUAAUCAAUGGUGUCUCAUCCGCCUAUUCAAAUUUUUCUAUCCCCAAUGUGCAAUUUGCACCAAAUAUUACAUCUCGUAUCACAGAUUUUUCGUAUCGAGGUUUGGAAAACUUCGCUGGUGGCAGUCUUCUUCAAUGUAUAUUUCUUACAGCCAUUCUGAUGUACAUAAUCGAUCGGAAGUUCGUUCGAGCAAUGAUUUGGUCUUUACUUGCCAGUCUUCUUUCAUUUUUUGGCUUAAUACAUUCAUCUACCGUAGGAGUUUUAUAUCGAACAAGGGAUGAUGGUUGGCAAUUUACAGUUGCUUACUGUAUGCUAGCCGUUAUUUUUGUGCUUUUUGAAGUGGCACAACGAAAAGGAUGGGUGCGUGAACCUGAAAACGAGCCGGAUGAUUUAUCGUCGGACGAAUGGAAAGAAUGGAAUAAGAAGAGAACUUUAAUUCCAUUGUCGAUCGAUCAUGUUACAUUGUAA